Mus caroli (Ryukyu mouse) is the source of this 3892-nucleotide messenger RNA. It is a transcript of the gene Hace1, whose product is annotated as HECT domain and ankyrin repeat containing E3 ubiquitin protein ligase 1. Gene Ontology annotation, molecular function: ubiquitin protein ligase activity; protein binding. The record is from RefSeq and is a predicted model, not a curated record. Gene Ontology annotation, biological process: ubiquitin-dependent protein catabolic process; Golgi organization; membrane fusion. Lineage: Eukaryota; Metazoa; Chordata; Mammalia; Rodentia; Muridae. Gene Ontology annotation, cellular component: Golgi membrane; nucleus; cytoplasm.
UAGUUAAGGCAUUUGUUUAUAAAAAGUACAUCUAUUUUAGCUUGGUGGUGAUGAAUUUAGGAAUAACUGAAAUUCUCUAAUCUGCUUUACUGGGGUGUGUUAGAACCGAGGGAGGAUGCUCUCAUACAACUCUGGAGGGAAGAACGUGAGGGCGCGUGAAAGCCCACAAAGUAUUUCCACAAAUUGCUCAGUCUAACUACAGAUCUCCACAUAGAAGCCAUAGAGGCGUGGCUCCGUCGGGGAAUGCGGCCCAGCCAGCUCGAAACUACAGUUCCCAGAAGGCUUCGCGAGCCCAGGAGGGAAGCGGGGCCGCGGCAGGAAAGGCGCGAGCGAGCGGAGGCGGCGGCUGGUGCCCACCCCAGCGCGGUCUGGUUGGCAGCCGUCGGUGCGGCGGACUGACUCGGCUUAGCAUCCUAGCGUUCCCGGGCGCCGGCCGCAGCGAGCUCGCUCCUUCUCCCGGCCUGUGCGGGGAUGUAGGGCGCGGGUCGCGGAGGCCGCGGGCGCGGCGGGGGCUUCGCGGAGGCCGCGCCGAGGAUGGAGAGAGCGAUGGAGCAGCUCAACCGUCUGACGCGCUCGCUGCGCCGCGCGCGCACCGUGGAGCUGCCCGAGGAUAAUGAGACUGCUGUUUACACACUAAUGCCAAUGGUGAUGGCCGAUCAGCACAGGUCUGUUUCUGAACUCCUAUCAAAUUCAAAAUUUGAUGUCAAUUAUGCAUUCGGACGUGUGAAGAGAAGCUUGCUUCACAUUGCUGCAAACUGUGGAUCUGUGGAAUGCUUGGUUCUUCUGUUGAAGAAAGGCGCAAACCCUAACUAUCAAGAUAUUUCAGGCUGUACACCCCUUCAUCUCGCUGCUAGAAAUGGACAGAAGAAAUGCAUGAGUAAAUUACUGGAGUACAGUGCGGAUGUCAACAUUUGUAAUAAUGAAGGCCUUACAGCAAUACACUGGCUGGCUGUGAAUGGGAGGACAGAGCUCCUCCAUGACCUCGUGCAACACGUCACGGAUGUGGAUGUGGAGGAUGCCAUGGGGCAGACAGCGCUACACGUAGCCUGCCAGAACGGGCACAAAACGACAGUGCAGUGCUUGCUAGACAGCGGUGCUGAUAUUAACAGGCCGAAUGUAUCAGGAGCCACGCCACUGUACUUUGCUUGCAGUCAUGGUCAGAGAGAUACUGCACAGAUUCUUCUAUUACGAGGAGCCAAAUAUUUACCAGAUAAAAAUGGAGUAACCCCUUUAGAUCUAUGUGUACAGGGUGGCUAUGGACAGACCUGUGAAGUGUUAAUUCAGUAUCACCCGAGGCUUUUCCAGACUAUUGUUCAAAUGACACAGAAUGAAGACCUUCGGGAAAACAUGUUACGGCAAGUUCUGCAGCAUUUGUCUCAACAAAGUGAAAGCCAGUACCUAAAGAUCCUGACAGGCCUUGCUGAAGUUGCUACGACAAAUGGUCAUAAGCUGCUUAGUUUAUCUAGCAAUUAUGAUGCGCAGAUGAAGAGCCUUUUGAGGAUUGUGAGGAUAUUUUGUCAUGUCUUUCGAAUUGGUCCCUCAUCUCCCAGUAAUGGAAUCGAUAUGGGCUACAAUGGGAAUAAAACUCCAAGAAGCCAGGUGUUCAAGCCUUUGGAAUUGCUUUGGCACUCAUUGGAUGAAUGGUUAGUUUUAAUAGCCACAGAAUUAAUGAAAAACAAAGAGGAUUCAACAGAUAUUACUUCUAUCUUGCUGAAACAAAAAGGCCAGGAUCAAGAGGCCCCUUCUCUUUCUGCAUUUGAGCCACCAGGCCCUGGGAGCUAUGAAAGCCUGCCCCCUGGUCCAGGGGACUCCAAGCCAGAGGUGCUUGCAGGGGAGCAGGAAGCCAGUGCUGACUGUCAGGACGUCAUCUCUGUGACAGCCAACCGGCUGAGUGCUGUCAUUCAAGCCUUCUACAUGUGCUGUUCCUGCCAGAUGCCUCCAGGAAUGACUUCACCUCGUUUCAUUGAGUUUGUCUGCAAGCAUGAUGAAGUAUUGAAAUGUUUUGUGAAUAGAAACCCCAAAAUUAUAUUUGACCAUUUUCACUUUCUUCUUGAAUGUCCUGAAUUGAUGUCAAGAUUCAUGCAUAUCAUAAAAGCACAGCCAUUUAAAGAUCGCUGUGAAUGGUUCUAUGAACAUUUGCACUCAGGACAGCCGGACUCAGACAUGGUACACAGACCAGUGAAUGAAAACGAUAUCCUCCUGGUUCACAGAGAUUCUAUUUUUAGGAGUAGCUGUGAAAUUGUAUCAAAAGCAAACUGUGCAAAGCUAAAGCAGGGGAUUGCUGUUCGAUUUCAUGGAGAAGAAGGCAUGGGUCAAGGUGUUGUGCGAGAGUGGUUUGAUAUUCUGUCUAAUGAGAUAGUCAAUCCUGAUUAUGCACUGUUCACCCAGUCAGCAGAUGGAACAACUUUUCAGCCCAACAGCAACUCCUAUGUCAAUCCUGAUCACUUGAACUAUUUCCGGUUUGCUGGACAGAUCUUGGGGCUAGCUUUGAACCACAGGCAGUUGGUCAAUAUUUACUUCACACGGUCAUUCUACAAGCACAUUCUCGGUAUUCCUGUAAAUUACCAAGAUGUAGCAUCUAUUGAUCCAGAAUAUGCCAAAAAUUUGCAAUGGAUUUUAGAUAACGAUAUUAGUGACUUGGGUCUAGAACUGACUUUUUCUGUAGAGACUGAUGUAUUUGGAGCUAUGGAAGAGGUGCCUUUAAAGCCUGGGGGUGGAAGUAUUCUUGUGACACAGAAUAACAAAGCGGAGUAUGUCCAGCUCGUUACUGAACUGCGUAUGACAAGAGCCAUUCAGCCGCAGAUCAAUGCGUUUUUACAGGGUUUUCAUAUGUUCAUCCCACCUUCCCUCAUACAACUGUUUGACGAGUAUGAAUUGGAGCUACUGCUUUCUGGCAUGCCGGAAAUUGAUGUAAAUGAUUGGAUAAAAAAUACAGAAUACACAAGUGGCUAUGAAAGAGAAGAUCCAGUUAUUCAGUGGUUCUGGGAAGUUGUGGAAGACAUUACUCAAGAAGAGAGAGUUCUUCUCUUGCAGUUUGUUACUGGCAGUUCCAGGGUCCCGCAUGGUGGCUUUGCCAAUAUUAUGGGUGGAAGUGGUUUGCAAAACUUUACAAUUGCUGCUGUGCCAUAUACUCCAAAUCUUUUACCAACUUCCAGCACAUGCAUCAACAUGCUCAAGUUACCUGAAUACCCAAGUAAAGAAAUACUCAAGGACAGACUCCUUGUGGCACUGCAUUGUGGCAGCUAUGGUUACACAAUGGCAUAAUGAAGCCUGGAAGACUCGUCUGGGACUGAUGCACAAUCCAGAGUGACAGAAGUAAUUUAGGCAGCUGUCAGAAAGGCAGCCUCGCCUCGACCCACAGGCAUAGAGUGCCUGCUUAAAAUUCAUAACGAAUCAGGUUUUCUAUUUUACAUUUCUUUUCCAUGUUUUGUUUUUCUAUGUUUGUGAUACAAUUAGAAAAUAUAAAAUCAUAGUAUACUUCAUUUUUUUAAAAUGCUAAUUGGAAGUAGACACUAUUUUUUUUUUUUAGGUUUCUUUAAUCUUAUCUAAAACUCUUAAGACAAACUCUUUUUCUACAUUCCACCUCUGCUGUGAACCUGUCUAGUUUAAAGGGUAUUUUCUGUAAAUUAUAUGAGGACAUCCAGCUGGUGUGUUCUAGUGCAUGUAAAGUACCAUUUAUAUUUUGGAAAAAUGUAAAGAAUGGAUUAAUUUAGAUUGUGUAAAGCCAUAAAUAUGUAUUUUCCCACGUUAUACUUAUAUUGCAAUGGGUUUUAUUUUUUUGUUGUUGUUUAGCUUUUUAGUAUUUUGAUACAUGGUAUAAAGUUUAGACUGGUAUGCCGAACAACAGAUAAAGUGAUAUAUAAUUUAUAUAUUAAAGCUUAUACUAUAUGAA